Messenger RNA from Fomitopsis serialis, 1372 nucleotides. Its product is annotated as Alpha/Beta hydrolase protein. Bases 199 to 1206 code for a protein of 335 amino acids. The transcript is spliced from 3 exons. Gene Ontology annotation, biological process: proteolysis. The record is from RefSeq and is a predicted model, not a curated record. Gene Ontology annotation, molecular function: serine-type peptidase activity. NCBI's taxonomy places the organism in Eukaryota, Fungi, Basidiomycota, Agaricomycetes, Polyporales, Fomitopsidaceae.
GACUGCGUCGCUGCUGACAAGGGGUCGCAUCGCGCCAUCGGUCUGAUCUCAUUAUGCUCACUCAUACGGGCUCAAGUGUCCGCGUCAAUAGUAUCUCAGGAUGCCGCAUAUAAGAAUUGCAUGUACUACAUCCUCGACAGCUAACACAUCAUUCCCCAACAGGUCGUCCAGGUCUUACCAUCCACAGUACCGCACGCAAUGCUGACUGUCACUUACUCUCGUGUCGGUUCACUUGACAUAAAGCUCGACAUCGAAGUACCAGCGCAUCCGAACUCUGGUGCCCUACCAGCAGUCAUAUAUUUCCAUGGCGGUGGGAUGGUCGCAGGCUCUCGCAGAGACGCUCUGUUCCCGGAGUGGUUCAGAGAGUCGGUGCUAAAGCGCGGCUUCAUCUUCGUGGCGGCUGAUUAUCGACUCGUUCAUCCGUGCACCGGCUUCGACAUCAUCGAGGAUGUGAAGAUGCUCUUCAGAUUCCUCGGGGACGAGUCUUUCUCGACGAGGCAUCUCCCCGACGGUAUGUCGCUCGACACGGCCCGCAUCGCGGUCGCGGGAUUCUCAGGCGGAGGCUACCCCGCUCGCGCUACGGGCAUCUACGCGAGCCCCAAACCAAAAGCCGCCCUCUUGUACUUCGCACAAGGAGGGGACAUGCUCAGCGACCAGUGGGUCGCAGUCAAGGACCACCCCAUGCCCGUCUACGGUGCCGCAGUCCCUCCCGACCCAGAGAUGCGCGCCCAGCUCGCAGGUGGGCUGCCUCCCAUCGCUGACGCGCCGUUCCAGCUGCGGGGAAACGGGUCUCUACUUGAUCCCGACGGGCGAUGGUACUUCUGCCCGUACUGGUUCAGGACAGGGGAUUUCCUGGACAACCUCCUCGGCGAACCCAUGUCUGCGGGGCUGCGCGACCUGCCUGCGUCCGAGAGGCUCGCGGCGGUCCCUGAGCACCUGCGUCCUGCGCUUCUGGAGGCGCAGCUCGACGCGACGUUCCCGCCGACGUUCCUCGUGCAUGGCCUGGCCGACGGUGUGGUGUUGCCGUCGGAGUCGCAGGCGACCUACGACCGGUUGAGCGAGCUUGGCGUUAGGGUGGAAUUGAUCAUGGUCCCGAAUGCGGACCACAUCCUGCUGAGUACGGCAAACUUAGCGGUACUGGCAGAUGGUGCGGCCGAGGCGCAGGAGAAGGGCAUGGACUUCGCCGAGCACGAACUCAGAGCAUGAUAGGUUGCCAUUACACCAGAGUUCCACGUACGACAUGUAACAUGUCAUGUCGCCUUAUCCUCUGUAGUGAAGCCAUCAAACAGUUCUCGAGCGAGGAACGGCAUCCCCUUCUUGUGAGCCUCAGGUCGCCCAAGAACAGAGCUCAGGCAGCACUACCUACACCGUG